AUGUAUUUCUUCCUAGGGAAUCUGUCUUUCUUAGAGAUCUGGUAUGUUUCUGUCAUUGAGCCAAAGAUGCUUAUAGACAUCCUCUCUCAGACAAAUAUCUCAUUCCAGGGGUGCAUAACACAGUUGUAUUUCUUUGUGACUUUCGUUUGUACUGAGUAUAUUCUGUUAGCUGUUAUGGCCUAUGACUGUUUCUUGGCCAUAUGCAAACCUCUCAGAUACUCACUCGUCAUGAAUCAUCAGUUUUGUGCUCAGUUGAUAGCUGGUUGUUGGAUGUGUGGUUUGACCACUUCUUCUAUCAAGCUGAGCUUUAUAGCCCAGCUCUCGUUCUGUGAUGUAGGUGAAAUCAAUCAUUAUUUCUGUGAUAUUUCACCCUUACUGAAUAUCUCCUGCAGUGAUUCCUCUUUGGCUGAGCUAGUGGACUUCAUCUUGGCUCUGAUGGUCAUCAUGGUACCUCUUUGCACUGUGGUGACCUCCUAUACUUGCAUCAUGUUCACUGUGUUGAAGAUCCCUUCUCAGGGGAGGCAAAAGGCCUUUUCCACCUGCAGCUCCCAUUUGACUGUAGUGUUAUUGUUCUACUCCACCACUCUUUUCACUUAUGCCCAUCCUAAGCUUGUGCAUACCUACAGUGCUAACAAGUUGGUAUCAGUCCUGUACACAGUAGUUGUGCCACUCCUGAAUCCUCUUAUAUAUUGUUUUAGAAACAAGGAAGUCUGGUUUGCUCUGGGAAAGACCUUUACUUGCACAAGACAUCUGAGAAAUCAAAUACAGACUCCUGGAGAAGGGGCUUUUUUUGUGGAGAUCAACUGGCAGUGCUGA
Chiroxiphia lanceolata (lance-tailed manakin) is the source of this 816-nucleotide messenger RNA. RefSeq names its product olfactory receptor 6Y1-like. Gene Ontology annotation, cellular component: membrane. NCBI's taxonomy places the organism in Eukaryota, Metazoa, Chordata, Aves, Passeriformes, Pipridae. The record is from RefSeq and is a predicted model, not a curated record. Gene Ontology annotation, molecular function: olfactory receptor activity; G protein-coupled receptor activity. Gene Ontology annotation, biological process: G protein-coupled receptor signaling pathway.